AUGUCUUCUGAUACUGCCAAAGAAAAUGCAUCUGUUGUUGAUUCUUCUUUGACUGAUUGGAAGCAAGAUUUAGGUAACUCUGAUGAUCCAGAGAGUUCAAGUUACAGAAGCAAGGAGGACCAUAAACUGUCCAAGGCGGAAGUUGAACGAGGUAACUUUCCUGAUCAGCUUGAAACUUCGAACGCGAAUAAGAAUAAUAAACCGGGGUAUCAAACGAGAUAUUUCAUCAUCAAAAGUCUGAAUUAUGAGAAUAUUCAACUUUCGGUUGAGAGAGGGAUUUGGGCUACUCAAGUAAUGAAUGAGCCAAUAUUGGAAGGUGCUUUUCAUAAUUCUGGUCGAGUGGUUUUAAUAUUCAGUGUGAACAUGAGCGGAUUCUUCCAAGGGUAUGCACAGAUGUUGUCUCCUGUGGGUUGGAGGCGAGACCAUAUAUGGAGUCAAGGAGGUGGUAAGAACAAUCCUUGGGGACGUAGUUUUAAAGUAAAAUGGUUGCGGUUGAGUGAAUUGCCUUUUCAAAAAACACUUCAUCUCAAGAAUCCUCUGAAUGAUUACAAGCCUGUCAAGAUUAGCCGAGAUUGCCAGGAAUUGCCAGAAGAUAUCGGUGAAGCACUCUGUGAGCUCCUUGAUGCUAAUAGCUGUGAUGACGGGUUAUUGAACAGCUCUUCUAGGGAUGAUUACUCAACGAAAAGGCCUCCCGUAGAACUUCCAUCUUCCUCGGGAGACGAAGAAUAUAAUAACAAUCUUUGGGGCCAUACACCGAUGCAUUACCCUCCUUCGCUCUACCCAAAUCAGGAUGACCUCAGUAGAUUCCAUCAUGCACAACAUAGAGGAUAUGGAGGAGCCACGGAAUAUCUCCAUACAUCAUCAGGUGUAUCUAACUCUCGCAUGGAGCAAGAAAAGCCUUUACGAUUCAACUCAUGGGGAUUGCCUUCGGAUAGCCCGCUCGCGAGUACCCUGACUGAUGAUGAUUUUCUUAACAUGUCUUAUGAAGAAUACCUUGAAACACACAGCAGAUGCAUGAAACAACUUGGUCUUCCUGUGAUUCCACAAUCACGAGCCACACAAGAGCCAUCAAGUAAAGCAGAUGAUGUGUAA
This is a messenger RNA of Arabis nemorensis, 1092 nucleotides long. Lineage: Eukaryota; Viridiplantae; Streptophyta; Magnoliopsida; Brassicales; Brassicaceae. The record is from the annotation of a GenBank genome assembly.